AGAAGUGCGCCUGGCGCCGCAGGGCACACAGCUGACUCUCCGCGCCACCUCCGCUUCGCCUUGCGCCGCCAGACACCGAAGCUUCCUGGACUGAUCGUGCGGGGCUUCAGUACGUCCCUGCUCCUCCCGUAGCCCACCGGGUGGAAGAGGAGCUGCCGGUGCCCCGGAGCACUUGGUCAGUCUCAGGAAACUCUUCCCUAGUCGCAUCCAGCUCGGUACCGAGUAACAUGGUCUGCAAGGCGCUCAUCACCCUCUGCAUCUUCGCCGCAGGAUUGAGGGUACAGGGUUCACCAACACCAACCCUAUUGCCUGUCUCUCUUACGACAAAAAGUACAGCACCUAUGGCCACCUGGACUACCUCUGCUCAACACACUGCUAUGGCCACCACCCCUGUAGCCAGUGCCACUCACAACGCCUCAGUUCUCCGCACGACUGCUGCAUCCCUGACAUCUCAGCUCCCCACUCACCCUAGAGAAGAGGCUGUCACCAGUCCGCCUUUGAAGAGGGAGGUCAACAGCACAGACUCCUCACCUGCCGGGUUCUCCUCAAACAGCAGUGGCAUCCACUUGGCACCCACACCUGAGGAACACAGUCUCGGCAGUCCUGAAACAAGUGUGCCAGCUACUGGGUCACAGUCACCCACACUCCUGUUUUCUCAAGGUCCAACCUCAGCAUCCACAUCCCCAGCAACUUCCCCUUCCGAGCCUCUCUCCGCUUCCGUUACCUCUAACCACAGCUCUACUGUGAACAACAUCCAGCCCACAGGAGCUCCAAUGGCACCUGCAUCACCAACAGAAGAGCACAGUUCUAGUCACACCCCCACUUCCCAUGUCACAGAGCCCGUGCCCAAGGAGAAAUCACCCCAAGACACUGAGCCUGGCAAAGUGAUCUGUGAGUCUGAGACCACCACCCCCUUCCUGAUCAUGCAGGAAGUCGAGAAUGCCUUAAGUUCAGGCAGCAUCGCCGCCAUCACCGUGACAGUCAUUGCUGUGGUGUUGCUGGUGUUUGGAGCUGCGGCAUAUCUGAAGAUCAGGCAUUCCUCCUACGGAAGGCUGCUGGAUGACCAUGACUACGGGUCCUGGGGAAACUACAACAACCCUCUCUAUGAUGACUCUUAACAAAGGAAGGUGGCUGAGGACAAGAAAUAACUGUCCUUUAUUUAUAAGUGCUUAUCCAGUAGAAUUAAUAACAAGUACCUGAUGUACACUGAACGACAAUCGCAAGCCCUCUUUUGUUGGUUUGGUUGUUUUUGCUUUCCUUCCUCUCUCCUCCGGCUGCUACUACAAUGUCCCCCUUCUGGUACAAAAGAACCAUUGCGUAAAGGCCAGCGGAGGCCGAUUUGCAGCUGACGUGGGCCAUCUUUGCACUGACCAAGCCAGAUAUCAUGAGGUGGGGGGGCUGCAGAACCCCUAUCACGGGAACCACUCUGGAAAUGACCUAGGAAAGGGGCUCGGAGUUGCUUGGUUGGGGAUUUAAUUUUAGGUGAUCUUUUGGUUUGGGUUAUUUCUUAAAGUUCUCGACAGGAAAUUACAUUAAAUAUCAGCGAGGAGAAAGGAAUAAAUCCCAGGAGGCUGCCACCCUGUGUGGAAGAAGCAGGGACUUCUUGAUUCCUUUCUAACCCUUGUUUGCCAGGUUGUAUCUGACAGGAUGCCGGCUUAGUCCUAUAAGCAGAUAUACAAUUCUCAGCUGCCUAACAGAUGAAAGGUAAAAGAGGCCUUGCCCAGGAGGAGAGCAGCAGGCAAGGGCAGAGCAGCACAGCAGGCUGUCAGUCAGCAAACUCAACCAGCUCUCCCCAUCCAGGCCACCGGAAGGCGACAGGGAUCCCAACCCGAUAGCUUUCAAGAAAGUUAUAGGUCCAAGAGUGAAGCGGAGAGGUGAUCUUGAAGAACAGGCAGGGAGAGACUGCAGAGACUAAGGGAUGGGGGAAGAAGGGAGAGACGAAAGCUUACAUGCACCAAGGACCCUCUUGAAGCAAGCAGGAGUCGGCUCUCCAUGGUAGUGGGAGAUAUCAAAAUCUUGGAGGAACACCAUAGAACUCUAACCCAUAAAGCAACUGCCUCACUGCCUUGCUAUCUGUGUUGAGUAAUGGCUGUAUGCUAUCCCCUCCCCCCCCAAAAAAAAGCUAAGAGAGGCCCUACUCUAUCUGCAGUUGUUCAUCCAAAGCACUCACUUCCAUAGGAUGGAGACAUCCAGAACUAUCUGUUUGCUCUCCCUAACGCUUAACCUUCCCCAUCCUUCCUUUUAAUACGUAAAUACCCCCAGGCGUGCAGUCUCAACUCCCGUACAACCAGUUCUGAGGAGAGAUCAUCCUUCUUUGUCAGCUCUUUUUCUUUCACUUAUGACCCACCAGGAGGUGUUUGAGUAUCUCUCAUACCACCCCCACCCCCACCCGAGGUGUCUAGUAGCAAUUUUUUUAUUGUGACUUUGUUCCUUGGGAGUGCUAGUUAGGGGUAGAGACUAUGGAUCCUGCUAAACACCCUACCUGGCACAGGACAACCGUCCACUCCGAAGAAUUUCCUAGCUGAAAACAUCAAAGGCUGAGAUUGAGACCAUUCACCGCAAUGCCCUUGUGACGUAAAGCAAACAAACGAACAGGCAUCAGGAAGACCCUUUCAUGUUUAACAAAGUGAAAAAUGGAUUUCUUCCCCCAAAGUGUUUAGUUUGCUGCCCGAUGGGUUGGCUUCUGGUAUGCACUGUUGUUGCCUCAUGUAGGUCGAAGAGAGCUUUAUUACAGGGCUACCCCGCUGUUCUUUUGAAGCAGCUGACACCUAGUAUCUGAAGUCCUGAUUUCAUGGAGGAGGAAAUCUACAUCACAAACUAUGUUACAUUGUCCUGUGAUGUCAGAGGAAACAACUAUCCAUUUUAAUUCCUCAGAUGGAUCUGGCCGCCAUGACUCGGUUGAGGAAAACACUCUCAAUUGCUAUCUUGAACCUCUCCGGUGUAGAGUCCACAGAUUGGGGUACCUCCCACAACCUGCCACGCCAGGCUUUGACGAAAAUCCUUCCUAAAUUUCAGAAGUGCCAAAAGGAGAGAUCAGUCCUGGAAGUUAGCCUGUAAGCAGAGUGGGUAGCAAGGAAUGAGGUUACGGAAAUUAAGAUAUCCCUGAAUAGGAAACACCUGAUACACAGACAGACAGACAGACAGACAGACACACACACACACACACACACACACACACACACACACACACACACUGUGCACAGCAAGGGUAUGCCCUCUGGCCACACUUGGCCUGAACAACUGUCCCUCCUUCCUACCCUGACCCCGGUUCUCCGGUUAGGCGAAGGACAAACCAGUACACACCAGGAUUCUGCACGUCACUGUCCUCCAUCAGUCUAAAACACUUUUGACACAUGACACAAAGCUCUCUAUGAAACACCUUAGGGGAAGUGUACUUCAGAUAGGUAAAAUAAAUCCUAGGCCAGAGGAACCGGCUUCUUCCUAAGCCCUCUUACCUGUUAGAAACCAGAGACACAGCAAGAAAUUUCUCAUACAGAAGGAUGCCAGUGUAUAUGAGCUUGUGAUUGCCAGUGCUCUGAUUAGCCUCUAAUUGCUUUCGGCAAAACACAAAGCUGUCAUAUACAACAAGGUAACCGGCAGUAUCCUCUCAAAGCUCAAGAAUGACCCUAGCCUAUUUACUAUAAAGUGUGUCAGUGUGAGAAUGUACUUUGCCAAAUGUAUUUUUCUGCUUUUGAAUUGGCCAAAAGAUUUCAGUAUAUUUAUUCUACAAACAUUACUACACACACGCAUGCGCAUGCACACACGCACGCACACACACACUCACAUCUGAUAUAUAUAUAUAUGUAUAUAUGCCAAUAAUUGACCUUUACCUCAGGGAGAGUUAGUUUAAAUCUACACAAGGGAAAUUAGUGGUCCCCCUAAGUAGAUCCAAACAGUCAUACCCCAUCAUGGAUCGGUCUGGCCAGAAUGUUUUGGAGAGAAAGUCAGAGCAAAAAGAAAGCUAGGAGCUUCUUCUCCGUGGGCUCUAAACGAUCCAAGAAUGGUAGGCAACUAUGCUUUCUUUCCCCAUGGCCCCGAUGGGCCCCUCUCCUCCCUGCACAUCUGUGUCUUCAUCUAUAAAAUGGGGGUGAUGCUUUCAUAGUGGCCUUACCCCUUCCUACCUCACAGACGUGUUGUGAGGAUUAAUGAAAUUGUGUCUACAGUGUUUUCAACCGGAGAAAAACUAUUUAUGGACACUUCAAGUAUUACGUAGAUAUAUAAGUGAUCUCAGUUUCUUACUUGCUGUUAGACUAGUGUGCUGGUUUUACUUCCUUUAUGAAACUACAGUCAAUGUCAUGGCCACCUCAGAUGGCUAUCAGAGCUCUGAACUUCCCUCCUGUGCACCGGGCUGAUGCAGGUUUAACUGUUCCUGGAACUACAGAGGAUAUCUCCCCUCCAACUGAGAAGAUGGCCCAGGACACAGGUCUCAGAGACCUGCAUUAGGAUCCAGGUCAGGAUGGCACAUGUCAACAUUGCGGAAGAAGGCCUCGGACUUCCACACCCCGAGCUCUCAGAGGACUUAGACUAUGGGCUGAUGCCAUCUAUUUGCCCUUCAUCUUGCUUGCAAGGGUGCAUGGUUGGAUCCUAUGCAUCUUGAAAAAUGAAUUUUGUGAUUGGUCUGGAUGCUAAUUUGCACGUCGAUUCACCUUCUUUGCCUUUAACCUUCUUUUGAGGGCAAAUGGAUGUACCAUUUCAACUUUGAUCUCGGAGGCAUUAGCUCAUAUUGACUCGUUGGCGCAUUGGUCUCUAGGAGUAAGUUAGCCGACGUCGUUUGAAGAUGGGAAGGUGUGCAACUUCUUUGAUAUUUGAUGACGUCAUAUCUGCAUUUGUUGUAAGACAUAUUGCAUACCAAUUAUAACUCUGCCAAUUAAAGUGGUUAAAAGCUUCUGUGUAGCUGUGGUGAUUCACGUUUUGAGAUGUUUUGUUGCCCAGGCUGCUGGGUUUGUUUUUGUCAGUCAUAUUAAACAGCUCUGACUUGUUCUUAAAGAAAUCGUAUCCCUCACCCCCACCCCAUCAAUAAAUAAUAAUUUCUGUAG
Molecule: messenger RNA, 5036 nt
Organism: Rattus norvegicus (Norway rat)
Lineage: Eukaryota; Metazoa; Chordata; Mammalia; Rodentia; Muridae
Gene: Parm1
Product: prostate androgen-regulated mucin-like protein 1
Exons: 4
Coding region: 228-1118 (296 amino acids)
Cellular component (GO): Golgi membrane; endosome membrane; plasma membrane
Source: RefSeq, marked validated